AUGUCCGCUUUAUUAUUCUUAGCGUUGAUCACACCAACAUUCGGCUGUAUUCCGACAAAGCCACCAAAUCCCGUUUGUUGUCCAGUACUCUCGGAGAAUCUUUUCCCCCGUGUUGUGCCCGUUGGAGCGUAUGAGGGUCUCGAUCAAUGCUCGAUCCUCCGCUACUACAACAACGAGCCGUGUCCAACGAAUGGCGAUAUCGUUUGUCAUGUUGCUCCAAUGACUGACGCUACGACGGCUUAUCUACAGUUGCUAAAAGGAACAACAGUAAUUUUCGCUGGUCGAGACGCGGAAAGUAUCGACAUUUUUGUCACAUGUGUCAACGGAUUUUGGGAGUACAACGGACAACGCUUUGACUCAGUCUCUUGUUCGCAGAGU
Molecule: messenger RNA, 378 nt
Organism: Mesorhabditis belari
Lineage: Eukaryota; Metazoa; Nematoda; Chromadorea; Rhabditida; Rhabditidae
Source: the annotation of a GenBank genome assembly